Messenger RNA from Penicillium riverlandense, 1959 nucleotides. RefSeq names its product fungal specific transcription factor domain-containing protein. Gene Ontology annotation, cellular component: nucleus. The coding region runs from base 1 to 1959 and encodes 652 amino acids. The record is from RefSeq and is a predicted model, not a curated record. The transcript has 5 exons. Gene Ontology annotation, biological process: DNA-templated transcription; positive regulation of transcription from RNA polymerase II promoter by galactose. Lineage: Eukaryota; Fungi; Ascomycota; Eurotiomycetes; Eurotiales; Aspergillaceae. Gene Ontology annotation, molecular function: RNA polymerase II cis-regulatory region sequence-specific DNA binding; DNA-binding transcription factor activity, RNA polymerase II-specific; zinc ion binding.
AUGCCAAGCUAUGAACCGGGCGCCUUCGGGCGCAACUCCCACAUCCCAGCGUGCCUAGAAUGUCGAAGUCGCAAAGCAAAGGUUGUUCAAUUCCUACCCUCUCGAGCGUCAGGAACCAAGUCUGACAUCCAUCCAGUGUUCGAAGACACGCCCGUCAUGCGUGCAGUGUGCGCGGAACAACCGGGAAUGUGUGUAUACGUCCAAGGUCCAUCGGACCCCACUGACACGCGAAAUAGACACCUCACGGCUGUGGAAACUCGGCUGCAAAUGCUCGAAACCGCCAUAGGGAAGUUGUUUCCAAGCGGGGAGAUGGAUGAUAUCACCCGCGCCUUACUUUCAAAUGAGUUACCCGGGGAUACGAUGCCCUCUGUUGACCUCACUGAGCCGAUGUCCGCGGAGAAUUCUUUUGCGACCAACGCAAUGCUGGACAAUCCUUUCGGCGCCUCCCAGCUGUUGCCCCAAGAAAGCUGGAGUGAUGUCUCUGUGGGAAUGGGAUCGGAAGGGCAGGAAUCAUCUCUUGGCUCUCUUUUGACCGAGGCAAGCUCGCCUGCCGAGUUAGUGGCACCAGCCCAGGUCGAAAGAGAGCUGGUCGACAACUACUUCCUACGCUACCACACAAUCUACCCAUUUGUUCAUGAGACAGCAUUCAGAUCAGAAUUCGAAAGCCCCGUGAAAACAUUUUGUUCCUGGCCGAUCCUUGAAAAUAUGGUCCUGGCCUUUGGGUCGUGGCUAGCUCCCAAUGAUUGGGCAGACCUGGACAAAAGAUAUUACGCAAAGGCGCAGCGUCACCUCCAACAGGUGCCUUGGUCGCGCAGAGAGGGCCUGACUAUUAUACAGGCAUUGCUGCUCCUAAGUGAUUUUGCGCAAAAGCAGGGAAGUCCCGAUGAAAGCUGGCACUAUAUCGGGACCGCUGUUCAAAAAGCAAUCGCCCUCAACUUGCACAUCGAACCAUCGAGUCCAGAUCUCACGGAGCUCGACAAAGAGAUUCAGCGCCGUGUAUGGUGGGCUACUUACUGCUCGGAGAACCCGUCUCGAAUACUCACGACCAAGUUUGUUGCACCACCUUCUAGCCACCCACUUGCUAAUCAGAAACCCUGGCAGAAUCCCAUUUCUCCCACAGCUCCUUUCCCUACACCAACCGACGAUCCAACCAUAUAUUCCGGUCUGAUACAGCAAUCUAGUUACCAUCGAAUGGCAAAUACCAUCUAUCGCCGACUUCUGUCCAGUCCGAAUGUCACACCUCAGCAUGUGCAAGAGUUCGAGCAAAUGAUAAGCACCUGGCACAGCAACAAUUCAUCAUUUUGCACACGAUUAGUCAAGAUUGACUCCGUGCAGGACUGGCAUCUUACAGCAUGGCGCCGCCAAUCGCUGUGUGACCAAAGUUUACGUCUUCUCGUCCAUAGACCACUUCUGCUGCAGUGGUUGAAGAAAACAUAUAUGGAUAGAGACAGCGCACUGUCGGCAGAGGAGCACCCUGCUGAGGUACAGUGUCGCGCACAGGGCCUCAAGAUUGCUCGAAACACAAUUGGACAGAUAUCGGACUCCCUUGUUCGCGGGCGGUACUCCCGGUUGACGCUAUCUUUCACUCUAUAUGCUCUUUUCCAUGCGCUCCUCGUUCCUGUCAUACACAUCAAAGGAAAUCCUUCAUCGCCUGAAUCGAUAUCUUACAUCCAGGACCUGGAAAUGGCAAAGUUCGCCUUGAAAUACCUCCCAGUCCAUGGGGAUGCUUUGUCACAAUCCUUCCUCAUUGUGUUGAAUCGUCUUUUUUCUGUGGCCUCUCAGGCUAACAGUGAGAACGAAAGCCAAAACCUGUCGGAUGCUGAUGCUCAUCUGCUGAAACCAGGUGACCUACGGAUGAUGCCGACUAACAUCUUUGGGAACGAGGAGUUGACAUUACUCGAGAAUGAGCGCUUCAAAGGAAUAUCUGGGCUUGAUUUCUCAGAAUGGCUGCAAUCAUGA